Messenger RNA from Cyanidioschyzon merolae strain 10D, 1017 nucleotides. RefSeq names its product similar to tRNA (adenine-N1-)-methyltransferase catalytic subunit TRMT61A. Gene Ontology annotation, cellular component: tRNA (m1A) methyltransferase complex; nucleus. The record is from RefSeq and is a predicted model, not a curated record. The transcript has a single exon. NCBI's taxonomy places the organism in Eukaryota, Rhodophyta, Bangiophyceae, Cyanidiales, Cyanidiaceae. Bases 1 to 1017 code for a protein of 338 amino acids. Gene Ontology annotation, biological process: tRNA methylation.
AUGCUGCUAGGCGCUGACGCCUCUCAAGGCUCUGGUCCAGACCAAGAACAGCUUCUCGUAGAGACGUGGCCUAAUGAGUGGCAAUGCAUUCACCUCCAACCCGGAGGUGUCCUACAAACCCGUUUCGGUGCUUUUUUCCACGACGACUUUCGGGGAAAGCGGCAAGCAGGCGACUACUGGUACGCUCGUCGUUCGCGUCGACCCGGUGCCUUUCUACGCACGUUGCCCUUUCGCUUCCGAACGACUGUGCCGAACGUCACAAACAGACGCACGCAAGUCAUUUACGCACCGGACGUAGCCUGUCUGCUCGCACGACUUGAGCUGGAGCCUGGCGCUGUCGUCGUCGAGGCCGGAACUGGAAGCGGAGCCUUGACCUGGGCGCUGGCGGUAUCGGUUGCUCCGAACGGACGCGUGCACACCUACGAGUGCCAUGAGGAUCGUUUCCGUGCAGCUCGGGUGGAACUAACACAACAACUUGGGCACGUUUGGCAACCCUGCUGGACGCAACGUUCCUGGACACCCGCGCACCUGCUCUACUGUUAUCACCAGGAUGUGCGCGUGCAACCGUUCUACAGAACGGAUAAAGCGGCUGCAACCGAUACACGACCGUUGCCGGCCUCAGUGCAGGCCGUGGUGCUCGACAUGCCAGAGCCACACCUCGUGGUCGAGCAAGCAGCGGUUGUGCUGCAACCAGGUCUCGGUGUUUUGGCAGCUUUCUUGCCCAGUGUUGAACAAGUCUGGCGACUACGAAAGGCACUGGGACAGAGCGCCUGUUUCUAUGAUAUCCAGGUGUUGUCGAAUGUGAGCUGCGUCUGGCAAUCGAUGCGUCCAGUUCAGCCGCAGGGGUCCCGCAUGCCAACGAAAAGCGUCUGGUCCCGCGUCUCGCAACGUUUCCAGCCGAACGGUGCACACACGGGGUAUAUUGUGGUUGCACGACGCCAAGCUCGGUUGCUGGACGGAGAGUCGUUGCUUUCAACGUUGGUCGUAGCGGAAAACAAGCGCGCACGACGUACCUGA